GUAAGGUCUCUAGCCAUCACUGGAAACCAGUUUCCUCACCCAUCCAUCCACUGUUGCCCACUGCCCAAGAAAGUCAUUAGCAUCCCCCAAUUUCUGAGCUCUCCGCAAUGACCCAACCUUAACACCUCGCUCUUGCCAUCCUUGUCCCCCAAAUUCAAGCAUCAUGAUCAGAUCCUGUUCUUUCCCUGCAUGUCAGGGAGCAGUGCGUUCGGCGCUGCACCAAAGAAUGGGUUGUCGCUUCCGCCGACCGCCACCUCCAAUACCCCUCAAAAGAGGGUUUUGUGCUUCAGUGCAGCUUUAUGGUGAUGAGAAACCCCAGCCCUUCAAGCACCAGCUAUAUGAAAGCACACAACAACGCCUUAAACGUGAGCGUGCUGAACAGAAACGAUAUUCACAGUAUCAAACCCAGUCACAGGGUGGCCGCUAUGCGGCACUAAUGUUCGCCCUGGCCUUCUUCUCUACCGGGGCUUAUUUUCUAGGCACGUUAAAACCCGCAGACCUUCCCACUUCGUCCAUAACAUCAUUGCUUGAUACUGAGCGCCCGCGACACAAUAUUUCCUCCUCAAAUCUUCAAGCCGCCUGGGCAGACUUUGUGGAAAUUCUGGGGAAAGACCAUGUUUCCACUGAAAAUGCGGAUUUGGAAAUGCAUUCGGGGUCUGAUUGGUCCUCCUACACGCGUAAGGCGGAUGAACGACCCUUUCUUGUUCUGUACCCGUCCACUACAGACGAGGUUUCCCGCAUAAUGAAAAUCUGCCAUCGACGGUUAAUUCCAGUGACGCCAUAUUCUGGUGGUACCAGCUUAGAAGGCCAUUUUGCGCCGACCAGAGGUGGAGUCUGUAUCGAUUUCCGUCGCAUGGAUCGCAUUUUGGAGCUCCACAAGCGCGAUCUUGAUAUCGUGGUGCAGCCUGCAACUGGUUGGGAGGAAUUGAACGAGCGUCUUUCUCAAGAUGGUCUAUUCUUCCCACCCGAUCCCGGCCCUGGAGCAAUGAUUGGCGGCAUGAUAGGCACUGGCUGUUCGGGGACCAACGCCUAUAGGUAUGGGACCAUGCGUGAUUGGGUGCUUUCUUUGACAGUCGUGCUUGCCGACGGAACUAUUAUUAAAACACGACAGCGCCCACGGAAAUCCAGUGCUGGUUAUGAUCUCACCAGGCUUUUCAUUGGUAGCGAGGGCACGCUCGGGCUGGUGACUGAAGCUACAUUGAAAUUGACAGUCAAACCUAAAAGCCAAAGUGUUGCUGUUGCUAGCUUUACCACAAUACAGAGUGCGGCAGAGUGUGUUACACGCGUGGUUGAAGAGGGCAUUCCUGUAGCCGGUGUGGAGAUUUUGGAUGACGUGCAAAUGAAAUGCAUUAAUGACAGCCAGGCUACCACCCGACAUUGGAAAGAAUCCCCUACUAUUUUUUUCAAGUUCGCUGGUACUCCUUUAGGUGUCAAGGAACAGAUUAGUACAGUGCAGAAAAUCGUUUCGGACAGUGCUGGUCGUUCCUUCGAGUUUGCUCGCGGUGAGAAUGAAAUGCAGGAACUCUGGAGUGCCCGGAAACAAGCGCUCUGGAGUGUUAUGUCUAUGAGACGAGGGCCUGAAGAUCAUGUUUGGACAACUGAUGUAGCUGUGCCUAUGAGCAAGUUACCUGAAAUCAUUGAAGCCACCAAACAAGAUAUGACUGAAAGUGGCUUGUUGGCAGGCAUUUGUGGUCAUGUUGGAGAUGGAAAUUUUCAUGCUAUCAUCCUUUUCAAUGAAGAUGAAAAGGGGACAGCAGAGGCUGUGGUUCACCGCAUGGUAAAACGCGCAAUUGAAUUAGAAGGUACAGUCACAGGUGAACAUGGAGUUGGCCUUAUUAAGCGAGAUUAUCUGCAAUAUGAAUUGGGGGAAUCUACGGUAGAUGCAAUGCGACGGCUUAAACUGGCCUUUGAUCCUCUUUGCUUACUUAAUUGUGACAAAGUUGUUCGGGUUGAACCGGCAGUUGCGGGGGAAGUCAAGACAUGGUAGCCAUGCCAGUUAUAUAGUACACUUUGUACUAAUUUUUGAAACCAUGAAUUCUAGUUACUGUAGAGGAGCAUAUAUGAUUUACUAACAAUGCCC
This is a messenger RNA of Aspergillus heteromorphus CBS 117.55, 2080 nucleotides long. RefSeq names its product FAD-binding oxidoreductase. Gene Ontology annotation, molecular function: D-lactate dehydrogenase (cytochrome) activity; FAD binding; D-lactate dehydrogenase (NAD+) activity. Lineage: Eukaryota; Fungi; Ascomycota; Eurotiomycetes; Eurotiales; Aspergillaceae. Gene Ontology annotation, cellular component: mitochondrion. Gene Ontology annotation, biological process: lactate catabolic process. Bases 164 to 1987 code for a protein of 607 amino acids. The record is from RefSeq and is a predicted model, not a curated record. The transcript has 4 exons.